Molecule: messenger RNA, 743 nt
Organism: Meloidogyne enterolobii
Lineage: Eukaryota; Metazoa; Nematoda; Chromadorea; Rhabditida; Meloidogynidae
Source: the annotation of a GenBank genome assembly
AUGUUUGGUUUUAUUGCCUGUAAUGAUUCACUUAAAAAAUUACAUUAUGAAAGGAAUUCUUGUUUACGAAAUUUAAUUUUGCUUAAACGUGUUUGUCUAUAUUUGGACGAUAUUGCUGAAUUUGAAUUUUGUAUUGAGCCUCCCUAUGUUUUCCGUAUAGAAGAUACACCAAUUGCUGUACCCCUAAUCUCCUCCCCUAUAGACGGGACAAUGUCGCCAGUUCAAUCUACAAUAAGUGAUUCUCCAAUAUUUAAAGGAAUUAAUUUAAAUAAUAAUUCGAUUGCAAUGAAUAUACACAGAAAAAGACGUGAAAGUGCUGCUAAAAUAUCUACAAACGGCUCUUUUUGUGAAAUUUCUCGUAAUUCUUAUUUGGAAGGUUUAGUAGAUGAUUUACCCGAAGUUGAUAUUACUAAAUUAACUGCUGGGGAAACUUCUGUUCAGAGUGCGAAAGAGCAGGUUUUCUUUUUUAUUUUUUUGUGUCAAUAUUUAUGUGGGUUUUAAGUGGCGAUUGACAUAACUAGUUAUUACCCAGUACGUCGUGGCUAUCACCGGUUUUGACUCUUGGUUCCGGUUUGAUUAACCGGUUUUGUGUCAAAUUCUGGUUUUAAAUAACGAAAUAUAAGACUAAAAAUAUUAAGACUAAAAAAGAAAGGGGCAAGCACCGGAAAUGAAAAGGAAAAACCAAAUUAGGAAGGCGGCAGUUAAUGACUAAUGGAGUAAUUGACUUAAAAGUGGAGUUGGAC